CAAUAAUAUACAACGGUUGGAGCGGCGAAACAAAGCGGAUAUAAUAUGACGCGAAGAAAACAGACCAUGGCGAAUCAUUUUAUCUACAAAGAAAAUCUGACCAUGUUUAGGCUAGCAGAGAUCGCUUAGCUGCGUCUGAUUGCGGCCCCUUUGCGUGGUCACGCACGUCCGUGCACGUGCGUCAAAACCAUGAAGCAAUGGAGCGCCACUUGCCCCCGAGGAUCUGGGAGCUCUGGACACGGUUCAGACGGUGGAGCCGCGGAGGCAGACAGCGGUGGCAGCCGGAGGGGGAAGUUGCUGUGCACGGUCGUCCACCUAGGCGUUGGAGGACUCGCUUUGAGCGAGCCACUUCCCACGUUCAGGAAGUUGGGCCCCCCACCUCUGGCAUUGAGGUACCCCGCUUUGACCUGCCUUCUUACUUAGAUGUUCGACUUCCUCUUUACACUGAUCUCUUUCCUCCUCAUUCUCCUCCACGCUUUCCUGUUCCUUCUGCUAUUCCUUCCUCACCUCCUCCUCCCUAUUCUCCUCCACACUCUCCUGUUCCUUCUUCUGUUCCUUCCACCCCCCCUCCUCCUUAUUCUCCUGUUCCUUCUCGCUCUUUUGCUGCUCCUCAUUCUCCUCCACGCUCUCCUGUUCGUCCUUCUUCUGUUCCUUCCACACCCCCUCCUCCUUAUUCUCCUGUUCCUUCUCGCUCUUUUGCUCCUCCUCAUUCUCCUCCACGCUCUCCUGUUCGUCCUUCUUCUGUUCCUUCCACACCCCCUCCUCCUUAUUCUCCUGUUCCCUCUUGCUCUCCGGCUCCUCCUCUUUCUCCUCCAUGCUCUUUUGCUCCUUCUUCUUCUAUUCCACCUUCACCCCCUGCUCCUUCCCCUCUGGUUCCACCUAUUGUGGCUCCUUCUGAGCUGCCCUGUGUUCCCGAUGCUGGCCUUCCCCUGUCUCCUGUUAUUCAGGACUCAGGCUCCACAGUGGAAGGGACCAGUGAGGACUUAGCGGUUGGGGAAACCAACGAGGCUCCUAGCAGCGGCAGCAGCAGCAGCACACCUGGUAGAGCCUUUGCGUCUGGCUGGGCAGUUCUUGUCGCAGGUUGCGUCUGGCACUGGGGCCUGCGUGUACAGUUCAGCAUGGUGGUGGGAUGGACUUUUCUUUCACCCUGGAGGCUGAGUUCUGCGCCUGGCAGGGCCGUCGACCCCCCCAUGCAAGUUGCUCUAGCAUCUGGCAGGUUUCGUAAGGAGAAGACGAUGAGGGCACCAGGAGACGAGGAGAAGGAGCUGCAGAAGGAGACAACAGGCAAUGAGACGACCGAUCUGGACCAUGGUCCUGCAGUCCAAGGAGAUGUCAAACGGAUUGCAGGAAAUUCGGCUGCACAAUUACAUUCAGUGCAGCUGUGGAGGAUGGAGACAACAGACACCAUAGGACUACCUGGAGAGAAGUUGUCACCUGUGUGUAUAGAGGCUCAAUGCUCAUCCUUCGCCUCUUUGCUCCCUCCAGCCUCCGGUCCCGACAGAGGGGAGCCUCCCAGUGCUAACCACAUAGAGGAAGUGUCUUUAUCACUGCUCCCUCUGUGCUGCUGGGUUUGGGAGACUCUUCACAUAAUCAGUGGUGUUGACCUCCAUCUGUAAACAGAAGACAGUCAAGACAAGUCAUAUUCAUAAAUAAUUUGAAACAAAUUGUAAUAAAUACGUUUCAUGUUAAACCUCA
Betta splendens (Siamese fighting fish) is the source of this 1695-nucleotide messenger RNA. RefSeq lists its product as uncharacterized. The transcript has 9 exons. Lineage: Eukaryota; Metazoa; Chordata; Actinopteri; Anabantiformes; Osphronemidae. Bases 198 to 1616 code for a protein of 472 amino acids. The record is from RefSeq and is a predicted model, not a curated record.